AUGUUCAGCAUGCUAAUAAGCCCAAGAUACAUCAGAGAUCUGUCGCCCCUGUGCGCACUUGCAAUUGUGCUCCCUGUGGCCGGUCGGUAUGUGCCUUCUCUGCGGGAGUUCUUGUCAAAAUACAUCACCAGUCGAGCUUUCUUCGGUGUUUCCAUUGACUAUCCAAUUCGUCCUGCGAGCUCUUUUACCUUCGAAUUCCACAUUCCGUUCUUUGCAUUGAGGCGAUUGCCCCCAGGAAACGACACCCGCAAGAGCCAUGUAAAUCGGCGCAAAGGGGCGUUCCAGGCUGGUUUCAGCCCGCGCACCGGCGACAAGAGGGAAUUCUUCUACGAAGCUCAAGUAUCUGUUCUUCUGGUGGGCAUUGACGAAUGGGUGUGGACUCUAUAUUGCCUCGUCGAGACCCAUUUUUGUGAAACAGAACCAGAGGAUGUCGAAUCCUAUAUUGGCAUCGACCAGGACGCCCCAUCGGGAGAAGGGGCAAAUUACUCGAGUCCUAUAUGGAACCCCCGCGAGUACUUCCUUUUUGUUCUGUCCAGGCGACUGCGGCAAGUGCGCUUUGAAUGGGCGAACAUCGUCCAGACACUUGAAACACGCUUUAAAAGACUUGAAAAAGAUAUAUUUGUCGAACCUUCAAAGGUCUCGGGAGAUCGGACAGGUGACGAUGGCAAUGACGAUGGCCACGAUGGUCUCACCCGGACAAAUGGAUAUACGUGGGCAAUCGAAGUUCUUCAGCUUUUCAACAACUCACUCAUCAAUACGAUAGAGGCAUGGAAUGACUUUGCCGACAAACAUCUGCACAUUUUUUAUCCUGAGGAGACUCCGGCAAACUUUUCACCCAAAAUGCAAAGUUACCUCGAGUCUCUAGACACUGAUAUCUUGGAGUUGCGCUUCAUUCACAGAACAUUUGCCCGGCAAAUAGGGGCCUUCGAGAGCAAGAGGUCCAAUAUUCUCAACACUUCAGCACUUGUGGAAGCUCGGGAAUCGAAUUCUCAAGCGGACAACAUUGGUCUUUUGACGAAAGUGACAGUAUUCUAUCUUCCCCUAGGGCUGAUAACUGCUGUCUUUAGCAUGUCUUUCCUUCCAUCGAACGUAGAUUGGAGGUUAUAUGUAGCGGUACUGGUUGGAUUUACAUUCAUAAGUGUCACCGUUUCCUCCAAUCUGAAACGCAUUGGGCUAUUUAGCAUGCUGGAUCGCCUACGUGCAAUUCCGAGGCCUGUCAUCAGGAGGCGGCCCAAGAUCAUAUCAUCACCUGUUUAG
Aspergillus calidoustus is the source of this 1257-nucleotide messenger RNA. The record is from the annotation of a GenBank genome assembly. Lineage: Eukaryota; Fungi; Ascomycota; Eurotiomycetes; Eurotiales; Aspergillaceae.